This is a messenger RNA of Symbiodinium natans, 1185 nucleotides long. The record is from the annotation of a GenBank genome assembly. Lineage: Eukaryota; Dinophyceae; Suessiales; Symbiodiniaceae.
AUGUCAUCUCCCGAUAGCUUCGAGACGAGGCUCUCCGCGGUGCUCACGGUGGCGACGCAAGUCGUGGCCUUCCGCAGUGCUCAGACGGACCAGAUGGACAGUCUACGCAACCGAUUAGUUGACCAAGCGGAAAGCUUGUUGAACUCAACAGGAGUCACAGGCGUCGUUUUCAACGCAACCGCGGAAGAUGGAUGGCUGAUCCCCGACGACCUGCAGCCGAUCUUGGUUCCCAUCCUCGCGGCCGUCAGCUCCCUGCUCGUGGCCGUCUUGCUACGUUUCCAGUUCUACUUCCGGUGGGCGAAACUGAUAGGUGCCGCCGCGCAGCUGGAGUCCCAAAUCUUUCAGUUCAGGGCCCACGCGGGCAACUACCGCCUCAUGGGCCCCGUGGAGGACGUGGAGGGCGGGGAUGCCGCGAUGAGGUCCAAGAACUCCCGGGAGCUCCACGCGCGCCAGCUCUUCAAGCAGCGCUGCGAGGUCAUUCUCCGUGGGGUCGGCUCCUUGGGAUUGAGGAGAGUGGUGACGCUCACCACACUUACCUGGGGCAACGGCAACGCGGCAAGUGACCGGGAGGAGCAGAUCAUGAUGCUGCAGAGGCAACCAAGGCACAGGUACUUGAACCGGUUGUGCUGCUGCAAGAGAGAGGCUGGGAGCGAAGUGGUGCCUGAAGCACUUCUGUUUGAAGCGGUCUCCGGUCGACACAGGAACGGUCGGUACAGGAAGAGCAAGAUGGGAGACUCCGACCAGCUGGGCUGCGGCUGCCUCUCAGUGGAUGAGUACUUCCGACUCCGUUUCAGCCCGUGCCUUCACGACAUGGAGGAGGACGUGGCUUGCCUGGGCUGCAUCGUGAAGCUCGGCGACCUGAUCAGCAUUGGGCUGACGGUGGCAAGCACCGUCUUUGCCACCUUCGGGUUCCCCUUUGUGACUGCAGUCCUCGUGGCGGUGGAAGUUGCGCUGCAGGGCCUCAAGAAGCAUUUUGCUUGGCUGCCACGGCUCAAUGUGGCCAUCGCAGCUGUCGAAGACUUGAGGUGCUGUGAGCUCGAGUGGAAUUCUGCCGAGCCUUUGCCCAAACGGCUCCCGAACAUGCUGAACCAGAUUGUCAGUAGCACCGAGCACGCGAAGCUUCAGCAUGUUCACGCAGCCACUGCCGGCAGCUCCGCUUUGAAUCGCACAUCUGCCCCCGAGUGA